AUGGCAGACCUCGACCUUCAAGCCGUCCAUGAUGAGCUCGUAUCAGUGGCCUACGAGGCCGGAUCAAUGAUUCUGGCCGCCAACCCUGCUGAGCUCGAUACUGAUACCAAGCUCAACUCCGUCGACAUCGUCACCGAAGCAGACAAGGGUGUCGAGAAGAUGGUAUCGACCCGCCUAUCAUCCUCUUUCCCCAACAUUUCCUUCAUGGGUGAGGAAACGUAUCAGCCUGGCAUGAAGCUUGGCCCCGAACCAACCUUCGUUGUAGACCCCAUCGACGGCACCACCAACUUCGUCCAUUCGUUCCCCAGCGCUUGCAUUUCUCUCGGUCUCGCUAUCGAUCGCAAGCCUGCCAUCGGUGUUAUCUACAACCCCUGGCUCGACACCCUCUACACCGCCAUCAAGGGUCGCGGUGCCUUUCUCACACACGGUCGUGGAAAGGAGCCUCGCCGCCUUCCUCUCGCACGCUCUCCUCGACCUAUCGAAGGACUCGGAAGUUCGCUCGUCGCAAUUGAGUGGGGUGCGCAGCGCGAUGGACCCAACUUUGACGUCAAGGUUGAGGCUUUCAGGAAGCUCACGGCCAGCACCGAGACAGGUGGUUCGAUGGUACACUCCCUGCGAUCAAUGGGAUCUGCUGCGCUGAACAUUGCUGCGGUCGCGGCCGGCCAGUGCGAUCUUUACUGGGAGGGUGGAUGCUGGGCAUGGGAUGUCUGCGCUGGAUGGGCAAUCCUCAACGAGGCCGGUGGUCGAAUGGUACACGGAAACCCAGGCAACUGGGAUCCUGAGCUUGAGUCGCGCGUGUACCUUGCUGUCCGAGGCGCCCCAAGUGGUCAAAAGGAGCUUGUUGAGGAGUUCUGGGGAGUCCUUGGAGAUAAUAAGCUGGAUUACUCUAUUUAG
Messenger RNA from Fusarium coffeatum, 894 nucleotides. RefSeq lists its product as uncharacterized. Bases 1 to 894 code for a protein of 297 amino acids. Gene Ontology annotation, biological process: phosphatidylinositol phosphate biosynthetic process; signal transduction; inositol metabolic process. Lineage: Eukaryota; Fungi; Ascomycota; Sordariomycetes; Hypocreales; Nectriaceae. Gene Ontology annotation, molecular function: inositol monophosphate 1-phosphatase activity. The record is from RefSeq and is a predicted model, not a curated record. The transcript has 2 exons.